UAUGGUCAUCAAGUAUUUGGCGAGUUGAGCGAAUGGUACAUAAUAAACGUGAUAUUUUAAAGAUUAAUGUUAUAUACACAUUAUUGAAACACUGAAACUCUAACCAUGGCGGAUGUUUUGGAUAUCGAUAAUGCUGAGGAGUUUGAAGUCGAUGACGAAGGAGAUCAGGGUAUCGCGCGUCUUAAGGAAAAAGCGAAGAAAAGAAAAGGUAGAGGCCAUGGUGCAGAAUUAGUAUCUACGAGAGAUGAUGUUGGUCAUUACGAAUCCAUGAAUCUUAUUGAGGAAGAUGACAAUGAGCCUGGUCCUCAGAGAUCUGUAGAGGGAUGGAUCUUAUUCAUAAAUUCAGUACAUGAAGAGGCACAGGAGGAUGAUAUUCAGGAUAAAUUCUCUGAGUUUGGCCAAAUUAAGAACUUGCAUUUGAAUCUGGACAGAAGAACGGGAUUUCUGAAAGGUUAUGCGUUGGUAGAAUAUGAAACUUUUAAGGAAGCACAAGCUGCAAAGGAGGCUCUAAAUGGUACAGAAAUCUUAGGUCAAGCUAUCUCUGUCGAUUGGUGCUUCGUAAAAGGACCAAAAAAAAUCAGGAAAAGAAGUCACAGAAGGCGAUGAGAAUUAUAGAUUAAUGACUACUAUCAUAUCUUCUAUCGUAUUAUUUCAAAUUAUUUUAUAUUUGAUAAGCAUUUUUAAAAAUGCUCGAAAUAUUUUCUUCAUUAAAAUUUUUGCUCUUUUGUCCUAUAUAUCUAUUCAUAAUCUACUCAGAUAUGAAGAACUUUGUAUGUUCGUUAGUAAAUAGAAUCAUGAAUAUCAUCCAGAUAUAGCCUCUUGUAUAAAUAAGAACAUUAAUAUUUUAUGUGAA
Messenger RNA from Atta colombica, 853 nucleotides. RefSeq names its product RNA-binding protein 8A (gene tsu). Bases 106 to 606 code for a protein of 166 amino acids. Gene Ontology annotation, cellular component: cytoplasm; exon-exon junction complex; nucleus. NCBI's taxonomy places the organism in Eukaryota, Metazoa, Arthropoda, Insecta, Hymenoptera, Formicidae. Gene Ontology annotation, biological process: RNA splicing. Gene Ontology annotation, molecular function: mRNA binding. The record is from RefSeq and is a predicted model, not a curated record. The transcript is spliced from 4 exons.